GUACAAUCUCUGUGUGUACUGUACUGUUUAUCGUAAAUAAAUAGGGUUCGAUUUCUAGUACGGCUUCUUUGAUACUUAGAUAUUUGAUUUAUUAGUUUAAAUUUGUUUUGACUAUCACAAUAUUUAAAUCAGCAUAAUGAAAAUUUCUGAGCUACCCGGUGAUGAAGACUCCGGACUGACAAAUCGUACAUAUGUCUUCCAAAAUGAGAGCCACACACUAGGAAAUUCUUUGAAAUGUAUCAUCUCCAGAUAUGAAGAUGUUCAGUUUUGUGGGUAUACAGUCCCACAUCCUGCUGAAUCAAAAAUGCAUUUUAGGAUCCAAGCUAAAGAAACACCUGCAUUAGAAAUAUUAAAACGAGGCCUGGCUGAUCUUGAAAAAGUAUGCGAUCAUACACUAGAAUUGUUUGAACAGGAAGUAAAAGAAUAUCAAAAUAGUUAA
Molecule: messenger RNA, 439 nt
Organism: Achroia grisella
Lineage: Eukaryota; Metazoa; Arthropoda; Insecta; Lepidoptera; Pyralidae
Gene: l(2)37Cg
Product: probable DNA-directed RNA polymerases I and III subunit RPAC2
Exons: 3
Coding region: 137-439 (100 amino acids)
Biological process (GO): DNA-templated transcription
Cellular component (GO): RNA polymerase I complex; RNA polymerase III complex
Molecular function (GO): DNA-directed RNA polymerase activity; DNA binding; protein dimerization activity
Source: RefSeq, a predicted model, not a curated record